Messenger RNA from Knipowitschia caucasica, 2082 nucleotides. The record is from the annotation of a GenBank genome assembly. NCBI's taxonomy places the organism in Eukaryota, Metazoa, Chordata, Actinopteri, Gobiiformes, Gobiidae.
AUGGUAAUGAACCAACCUGACAUCGUGGUGGUGGACAAAGGGCAGAGGACAGCCGUGGUGGUGGACAAAGGACAGAGAACAGCCGUGGUGGUGGACAAAGGGCAGAGGACAGCCGUGGUGGUGGACAAAGGGCAGAGGACAGCCGUGGUGGUGGACAAAGGGCAGAGGACAGCCGUGGUGGUGGACAAAGGGCAGAGGACAGCCGUGGUGGUGGACAAAGGGCAGAGGACAGCCGUGGUGGUGGACAAAGGGCAGAGGAAAGCCGUGGUGGUGGACAAAGAGCAGAGGACAGCCGUGGUGGUGGACAAAGGGCAGAGGACAGCCGUGGUGGUGGACAAAGGGCAGAGGACAGCCGUGGUGGUAGACAAAGGGCAGAGGACAGCCGUGGUGGUGGACAAAGGGCAGAGGACAGCCGUGGUGGUGGACAAAGGGCAGAGGACAGCCGUGGUGGUGGACAAAGGGCAGAGGACAGCCGUGGUGGUGGACAAAGGGCAGAGGACAGCCGUGGUGGUGGACGUGGCAAUUCCAAGCGAUGAGAGGGAUAACUGCCCACGGAUAGAGAGGGAUAACCGCCCACAGAUAGAGAGGGAUAACUGCCCACAGAUAGAGAGGGAUAACUGCCCACGGAUAGAGAGGGAUAACUGCCCACGGAUAGAGAGGGAUAACCGCCCACGGAUAGAGAGGGAUAACCGCCCACAGAUAGAGAGGGAUAACCGCCCACGGAUAGAGAGGGAUAACCGCCCACGGAUAGAGAGGGAUAACCGCCCACGGAUAGAGAGGGAUAACCGCCCACGGAUAGAGAGGGAUAACCGCCCACGGAUAGAGAGGGAUAACUGCCCACAGAUAGAGAGGGAUAACCGCCCACGGAUAGAGAGGGAUAACUGCCCACAGAUAGAGAGGGAUAACCGCCCACGGAUAGAGAGGGAUAACCGCCCACGGAUAGAGAGGGAUAACUGCCCACGGAUAGAGAGGGAUAACUGCCCACGGAUAGAGAGGGAUAACCGCCCACGGAUAGAGAGGGAUAACCGCCCACAGAUAGAGAGGGAUAACUGCCCACGGAUAGAGAGGGAUAACUGCCCACGGAUAGAGAGGGAUAACCACCCACGGAUAGAGAGGGAUAACUGCCCACGGAUAGAGAGGGAUGACCGCCCACGGAGGGCCAAAGCGAAGGCCAAGGAGGCGGAGGAGGAGCAGCUGUGUGAGCUGCUCUUGCUGAUGAGCCUGGACUGGGGUCUGGACUGGGGUCUGGACUGGGGUCUGGACAGGAGCCUGGACUGGAGCCUGGACUGGGGUCUGGACUGGAGCCUGGACUGGAGCCUGGACUGGGGUCUGGACAGGAGCCUGGACUGGGGUCUGGACUGGAGCCUGGACUGGGGUCUGGACUGGAGCCUGGACUGGAGCCUGGACUGGGGUCUGGACUGGAGCCUGGACUGGGGUCUGGACAGGAGCCUGGACUGGGGUCUGGACAGGAGCCUGGACUGGGGUCUGGACUGGAGCCUGGACUGGAGCCUGGACUGGGGUCUGGACUGGAGCCUGGACUGGGGUCUGGACAGGAGCCUGGACUGGGGUCUGGACAGGAGCCUGGACUGGGGUCUGGACUGGAGCCUGGACAGGAGCCUGGACUGGGGUCUGGACUGGAGCCUGGACUGGGGUCUGGACAGGAGCCUGGACUGGAGCCUGGACUGGGGUCUGGACUGGAGCCUGGACUGGGGUCUGGACUGGGGUCUGGACAGGAGCCUGGACUGGAGCGUGGACUGGGGUCUGGACAGGAGCCUGGACUGGAGCCUGGACUGGGGUCUGGACUGGGGUCUGGACAGGAGCCUGGACUGGAGCGUGGACUGGGGUCUGGACAGGAGCCUGGACUGGAGCCUGGACUGGGGUCUGGACUGGAGCCUGGACUGGGGUCUGGACUGGGGUCUGGACAGGAGCCUGGACUGGAGCCUGGACUGGGGUCUGGACUGGAGCCUGGACUGGGGUCUGGACUGGGGUCUGGACUGGGGUCUGGACAGGAGCCUGGACUGGGGUCUGGACUGGGGUCUGGACAGGAGCCUGGACUGGGGUCUGGACUGGGGUCUCACCUGA